AUACUACUCCAUUUUCAGAGUUCUGUUUUUGUUGAAUUGGGUAUCAAAUGGGGCGUUCAACUUGGAAGUAUCAAGUCUUCUUUUUGUUCAGUUUGAUCUUGCAUUCUCAACUUCCCUUUCCAUCUUCUCUCUCUUCUUCCUUGUCUUCAAUGCCAUCAUGCUCUGCUCUACUCCAUUUUAAUAAGUCUUUUUCUCUUAAAAAAUCUGCUUCUGUCUAUGAUCCUUCUUAUCCAAAAACAGCCAGUUGGCAGGAGGAUAAGCACUGUUGCACUUGGGAUGGGGUCGAGUGUGACAAAAACAAAAGCCAUGUGGUUGGCCUGGACCUUACUUCCAGCUGGCUUUUGGGCCACAUUCAUUCCAACAGUACCCUGUUUUUUCUUCCCAAUCUCAGGAGGUUGAACCUCGCUGACAAUAACUUCGAUGGCUCCCUAAUUCCUUCUGAGUCUGGCAACUUUAAGAGUUUGACUUAUCUCAACCUUUCUUUUUCCGUAUUUUCUGGCCAAAUCCCGUUUGAAAUCUCUCAAUUGUCUUCACUGGUUUCACUUGAUCUUUCUAAGAAUGGGCUGCUAUUAAUCGAAGCUCCAGUAUGGAAAAGAGUCAUUGGUAACCUAACUCAGUUAAGGGAACUUAUUCUGGAUACCACAAAUAUGUCCUCAAUUAGACCUAAUUCUUUGAUGAAUUUAUCCUCCUCUUUGACAACUCUUAGUCUCCGUUACUGUGACUUGCGGGGAAAACUCGAAAAUAACGUCCUCUGCCUACCCAGUAUACAAACCCUUGAUCUAGUAGGUAAUUCGAACCUUGAAGGUUCUCUUCUAAAGCCUAAUUGGAGUUGUAGUUCCUUGAAGUUCUUGGGUCUCUCUGGGAGAAUGGUUUCAAGAGAAUUCCUUAAUUCAAUCGGCAAUUUGAAGUCCUUGGAGCGUUUGGAACUCUCUUCGGCAAACUUUUUAGGAGAAUUACCUAGUUCUAUCGGCAAUCUAAAGUCCUUGGAGCGUUUGGAACUCUCUUCGGCAAACUUUUCAGGAGAAUUACCUAGUUUUAUUGGCAAUCUGAAGUCCUUGGAGUAUUUGGAUCUCUUUUGGACAAGCCUUUCAAGAGAACUACCUAGUUUUAUCGGCAAUUUGAAGUUCUUGAAGCAUUUGACUCUCCGUGAUUGCAAUAUUACGGGGUCAAUUCCAGCAUGGCUAGGGAAUCUUACCAAACUUACAUAUUUGGAUCUAUCAAAUAAUAGUUUUUACGGUCUGUUGCCGUCAUCACUAUUCAACUUGCCGAAUCUCUCAACUUUAGACCUUGACAACAAUCAACUUGUUGGUCCCCUUCCUAGUCACGUAAGUGGUUUGAAUCUAGUUGAUCUCGAUUUAAGUUCAAAUUUCCUAAAUGGAACACUGCCAUCUUGGUUGUUCAGAAUGCCAUCUUUGGAGACCUUGUAUCUUUAUCAUAAUCAGUUUGUUGGUGACAUUGGUGAAUUCAAGUACAAUUCAUUGAAGGAUCUUAAUUUGGGUUAUAAUAAGCUACAUGGCUCUAUACCUAGGUCAGUAUAUAGACUUGUGAACCUUACUAGCCUAUACCUCUCAUCAAAUAACUUGAGUAUUAUGUUGGGGUCAGAAAUGUUUUCAAAGCUCGAGAAUCUCAAGUACCUUGAUUUAUCAUAUAACUUAGUUAGCAUCAACAAUAAUGUUGCCUAUGCCCUACCCAAUCUUCUGGAAUUGAACUUAUCUUCCUCCAACAUUAGUGAAUUCCCAAUUUUCUUAAGACUGACAAUAGAUUUACAAUCCUUAGACUUUUCCAAUAACAAAAUUUAUGGUCGAUUUCCAAAAUGGUUGGGGGAUGUGGGGAUGAAUUCAUUAUAUUAUGUUAAUCUUCGUGGCAACUUGCUUCAAGGACCAUUUCCCACUCUAAAUUUUUCGAGUUUGCAGUUUAUGUUUUUCUCCAAUAACAAAUUCAUUGGAGAAAUCCCUUCUUUUAUUUGCGAUGCAAUUUACCUUCGAGUUUUAGACUUGUCUCAUAACAACUUAAGCGGAAUGAUUCCAAAGUGUUUGGUAAACUCUACUGCUCUCUCGGUGUUGGAUUUGCGAAUGAAUAGCCUUCAUGGUACCAUCCCUGCAAUAUUUGCUAAAGGAAAUAAUUUUAGGAAUAUUAACCUUAAUGGCAAUCAAUUGGAAGGGCAAUUGCCACAAUCUUUGGGAAAUUGUAAAAACUUGGAAGUUCUAGACCUUGGAAACAAUAAGAUAAAUGGAGCCUUCCCUUAUUGGUUGGGAAGUCUUCAGAAAUUGCAAGUUCUUGUCAUAAGAUCAAACAGAUUUCAAGGUCGCAUAGGCAAUCCUAAAACCAAAUUUCCUUUCCCAAAUUUGCGAAUCAUAGACAUCUCUAACAAUCAGUUUAAUGGUCCUUUGCCAAUAACAUAUUUUGAAUAUUUGAAAGCCAUGAUGAAUGUGGAUGAAAGUGGAGUUGCAUCGAAAUAUAUGGGAGAAGAUUAUUAUCAAGAUUCAUUGAAUAUCAUGAUGAAAGGGCAGUUUAUUGAGAUGGAGAGAGUCCUAACCAUCUUAACAAGUAUUGAUUUUUCAUACAAUAGUUUCACAGGAGAGAUGCCAAAGAUAAUUGGAAGGCUUAAAUCACUCAAGGGGCUCAACCUUUCUUACAAUAACCUUAUAGGUUAUAUUCCAUCAUCAAUUGGAAAUUUGACCAAUCUUGAAUGGUUAGACCUCUCUUUCAACAAGCUCGGUGGGGAGAUUCCUAGUCAAUUGGUAGAUCUAACGUCACUUGCAGUCUUAAAUCUAUCACAUAACCAACUCACAGGACACAUACCUUCAGGAAAUCAAUUCAAUACAUUCAACAAUGAUUCAUACACCGAUAACUUGGGAUUGUGUGGGUUUCCAUUGUCAAAAACAUGUGACAACCACGAGGCAAAGCAACCACCACCACCUACCUUGCAACAAGAUGAAAAUUUAGAGCAUGAAAAUGGGUUUGGUUGGCAAGCUGUAUCCAUAGGUUAUGCAUGUGGAACAAUAUUCGGAAUGUUUAUGGGAUAUCUUAUGUUUAAAAUUGGAAAACCAAAGUGCAUUGUGAGGAUGGUCAAAUUAGAGCAGCAUAUCAUGCUCAGAAGAUUGAAGAAGAAUGCCCACAAACGUGGUGGAAGAAGAUAACUGUUUCUAUGUUAAUUCUGAUAGUUGGUGUUGGAGGCCCAAAAUUUCCUCCACCUUGGAUGGGAGGUCAGUCUAGUUUUCGUUAUUGGACAGUAGGUUUUCGUAUGUAUAUUUUAUUGAUAUGAUUGGUCUACUUAAGAUGCAUAUUUUCUGCUUACCUUAUCAAGCAUGUGUACUCACUAUAGUCAGGAAUAAUCCUGCAACAGUUAAUUUCCUUUUCCAAUCAUUCCUUUUUAAUCAAAUGGUUUCUUAUUUUAGGAAUUGAUGUGUACCAAACACAUAGAAUCUUGAAUUUUUUAGAAAAAUAUGUAUCACUUUGACUUUUAAAGCUACACUACAUUUGUUUGGCUGUGUACAAAAUUGUUUGAGAUGAGAAUCAUGAAUGAUUCGCACUACAGCAAUGCACCUUACUAGUCUAUGAUAGUUUACUAGGUUAGUUGACCAUUUAAAAGUAAGACAUGCUGUCCAAAAGUUAAAAAUGGCUUGACAUUUUAAUGCCUUUGGUUAGGAUCUCUGAAACGAUAUAGUUUGUUGAUUGGAUGAAGAGCUAUUUUUCAAUAAUAUAAUCUAAAAGCACAGGUCUUUAUUAUUUUUUGUUCUUUUUCUGUUACUUAGGAAUAUUUGAAUUAUAGUGAGGAUGGCUGGGCCACAACUUUAUUAUUGUUGGGAUAGCAACUGUAGUUGCUAAUAUAAUUGCUUUAUUCCUUAAGUUUUUGGAAUUGAUCUUUCUAUUCUUUAGGACCUCUGUCCAUGUAUUUUAGCCAAUUUCCUAAAGCUCAAACUAAACUUCUAAAGUAGUUCUGUGUCACACUAUUGUAUGACUCAAGACAAGCAUUAACAGAGAAGCUCCAAUUUCAAGUCAGUCUUUUGCAUGUAGAAAGGAUAGGUGGAAAAUGAAAAUCAGCAUUUAAUAGUUUAACUCGCUUCUGAAUUCUACAAAAGUUUAUGAGCUAAGCAUCUCAAACUUCAUGGCAUACUGUGAACUAAAGAUGGGCUCUCUAAAUGAAUGUGCUCAGGUAUAUAAUAUCCAUAGACAUUUGUCCAUUUAAGAACUCACCUCAAUUAAACUAUCUGCUUACACACCGUAUUUGAUGAGGAAAAGAAUUAUACCUUCUAUAAUCCAAUGCAAAAGUUCCAAUUUACCUGUAGGCUGUAGCCAAGGUUUUUGUAAUGAAUUUUAUCUGUGAUUCAGGUUGGCACUAAAUGUUGCUUAACUUCUCAAGCCACCAAAAAUACAUGGACAUAAACAUUCUUCAAAACUUAGAGAAACAAAGAUUGAUUGUAAGAAAACUGCUAGUACCUGUCCCAAUACGCUUAUUCAGUGAUGGGAAAAAAAAAGAUUGAUUGUCUGGGCAAUAAUAUUUUUUUCCAAGAUUCAAAUAUUGUGUGGUAUUCUUGCAUAAAUACCCCAAUACCACAACCACUCUCCUUGAAUCUCAUACUAGAGAAAGGGGAAGCUUCACAACCAUGUAGAUAAACAAUCUGGGUUUAGGACUCAUUCGAUAUUGUAUUCAGAUUAGGAUUAGUCUUAAUUUUUUUUCCCUUAUAAACUGGAUGUGGGUGUAUUUUAAGAAUUGAUUUUAAUAGGUGAAAAGUAAUUCUUUAAAGCUUUUUUUUUUUUUUUUUUGCUUGGGUUUGUGGGGCAGGGGGGGUGUUGAGGAGUUGUGGACUAAGAAUCUUUCUUAACAUCAUUCAAACUUGUUCGAGGGAGUUCACAAACAAUAAAGUUGACUAAACAUGCUAGAGAAAAAUUCGUUUGUUAUUAAGGUCUUCUCAAAACCUUGAAAACAAUAUGUCACAAGGUACACCCCAGUUCUAGUUUUAAACCAGGUAGGUCAUUUACUUACUCCAAAAGCCCAAAUUCACUUCAUAAAAAACUUUUCAUUACGUAUUAAAUGAUAAAAAAAAGCUUUUAAAAACUGUUUGUGUGUGUAUGUAUAUAUAUCAUUCAUCAAACCUUGCAAUUAUAACUUUGAUUGACUACUUACCAACCCAUGGAAAUCAGAAACAUAUUACUACCACAUCUUGAAGCAAAGUUUGGGUGCACAGAUUCACACUACAUUCUAGGAAGAUUUCAUGUUAAAUAAGAAGUGAAAAGAAAAUUGUACUUGAGUCAAGCCUGUGUACUGGGGAAGCAAUUUUCUUGAUUUUUAAUGAAAAUGUUUAUUUAUCCAGAUAAAAGGGGAUUAUUUGUUCUCUUAGAAGCUAAACGGCCGGUAGGAAAUGGGAACUCAAUUCCUAUUAACCAUGACUUUUGGCUUAUUGUAAAACUGAUUUUUUUUUUCUCUUUCUAUAAUUCAGAAGAUGAAUCCUUCUUGUCCUUUAUUAGAAUAAUCUCCAUCCUUUAGGUUCUUUUUUUUAUCUUUUUAUUUUAUUUUAUUUUUUAAUUGUUUUUGUUAGACUUAUGGUUAAGUGAUUAAAUUUAUCAUUUUCUAACAGCUUAAGCUUUUGGGACAAUCGGUAAUUUAACAUGAUAUCAGAGCAGGAGAUCCUAAGUUCGAUCCCUAGUUUUACUCUACCUCCCAUUUAAAAUGUUAAAUUCUCACUUGUUGGGCCCCCACUUAUUAAGGGGAAGUUUAGGCCUACAAGUGAGGGGGAGUGUUAGACUUAUGGUUAAGUGAUUAAAUUCACCAUUUUUUAACAGUUUAAGCUUUUGGGACAAUCGGUAAUUUAACAAUUUUAAAUAGAUACCUAUAGUUUUUAUCAUUAGGUACAAUGUCCAUUUUCUAUAGAUAAGACGAAGUAACAUUUGAUUUUUUUCACUUUACAUUUCAUUCUAAACACAGACUAUCAACUUUGUGCAGUUGUGACAAGUGUAUCAAGUAUGAAAAAAAUACCUAUCAUGUAUUCUCACCUUCUUGCAUAUAACACGCCUCAUGCUCUUUUAAUUCAGUUCCAAUAUAAUUUUGAAAGGAGUUCAUGCCCUUAUCAUGCAAGGAAUUGCAAUGUCAUAGAUCUUCACUGCUAUGUCUUAGCUUGCUCAAAUUUAUUGAUAGUUUUAUGCAUUAUCUGACAUAUGAGGUUGCUAUUUCCUAUCCUCUAGCAAAAUUUGUUUUCCACUCUUUGUGAAGAUAUUUCCAUAUUGCAAAGGCUUUGUAAUCAGACCCUUUGUCUCAUAGAAUGCUUUCUUUUCUACAUAUUCUGUUGGUUAUCAACAAAGCUCAAGUGCUACUCUAGUUUUCUUUUAAAAGAAAGUAGGGGAAAGAUGUUGGAUGGAGAGAUCUAAUUGAAAAGUUGAGAACAAUGAACAAGAAAAAUGUGAGAAAGCUCCUAAUCAACAUGUUGAGCCCAAGAAAACUUGUGAAGAUUCAACUCAAUGGGUUCUCUUUCCAUGAGUUCUCUUUGGGGUUUAUUCUUAGUAGCUAGAUUUUUCAAAUGCAGUAAUUGAUACAGUAUGCCACAGCAGCUCAAUUUUUUAUAUCAUCUUCCAUUGACAUUCUUAAGCUAGACGAAUCUUCUUUUGGUUUAAUUGGGAACUCAAGAAGUCCAUCAAGGGCACUUAAUUAGCUCCAAAAUUCUAUAGUCCUGAUUCCAUUCUAUAAGUGACACAUACACCUCUCUCUCUGUCUCUCUGUUUGUGUCUCUCUUUAAUCUUUCGUAGUUUUUGCAUCAAAUUCAAGAGAUAAUUCAAUGCUAGGAGGCAAGGUUGAGUAGAGUUGCAAAACAGAGCCAUACUUGAUUCAUCUUUGCACAGUGAUGUUGGAUAAUACAAAUAAUUGAGUUUUUUCUGAUGAACAAUAAAUGAAUAUGUUCAUGUAUAAUAAGAUUGGAGGACAAAGAUUUGUCUUAAUUAUAUUUUCUGUGUAUAGAACUUUUACAUU
Molecule: messenger RNA, 6961 nt
Organism: Quercus robur (English oak)
Lineage: Eukaryota; Viridiplantae; Streptophyta; Magnoliopsida; Fagales; Fagaceae
Product: receptor-like protein 33
Exons: 5
Coding region: 48-3140 (1030 amino acids)
Molecular function (GO): protein binding
Source: RefSeq, a predicted model, not a curated record